Messenger RNA from Rhinolophus ferrumequinum (greater horseshoe bat), 309 nucleotides. RefSeq names its product protein S100-A11-like. NCBI's taxonomy places the organism in Eukaryota, Metazoa, Chordata, Mammalia, Chiroptera, Rhinolophidae. Gene Ontology annotation, cellular component: cytoplasm. The transcript has a single exon. The record is from RefSeq and is a predicted model, not a curated record. Gene Ontology annotation, molecular function: calcium-dependent protein binding; calcium ion binding. Bases 1 to 309 code for a protein of 102 amino acids. Gene Ontology annotation, biological process: regulation of cell population proliferation.
AUGGCUAAAAUGUCCAGCCCUACAGAGACAGAGCAGUGCAUCAAGUCUCUGAUUGCUGUUUUCCAAAAGUAUGCUGGAAAGGUCAGGAACAAGUGCAAUCUCUCCAAGACUGAGUUCCUAACCUUCAUGAAUAUAGAACUAGCUGCCUUCACAAAGAACCAGAAGGACCCUGGUGUCCUUGACUGUAUGAUGAAGAAACUGGACCUCAACUGUGAAGGGCAGCUAGAUUUCCAAGAAUUUCUUAAUCUUAUUGGUGACUUAGCAGUAGCUUGCCAUGACUUCUUUACCCGUUCCCAGAAGUGUAUCUGA